Molecule: messenger RNA, 2090 nt
Organism: Silurus meridionalis
Lineage: Eukaryota; Metazoa; Chordata; Actinopteri; Siluriformes; Siluridae
Product: cell wall integrity sensor MID2
Exons: 2
Coding region: 617-1966 (449 amino acids)
Source: RefSeq, a predicted model, not a curated record
UCUUUUUCUCUCAAAACUUAAAACUCAGGUUCAAUGAAAGACGGAGAGAAAUCUCUCUCUCUCUCACACACACACACACACACACACACACACACACACACACACACACACACACACACACACACAGAGAUUGAUGAUAAGAGUAGUGUGAGUUAGAGGAAGAAAGGAGGGGAGGAGGAGGAGGAGACGGUCAUCAGUAGAGAUGUGUGAGACGGUAUAUUUGUGACAGAAGUGUUUGUGAGCUUCUGGAACCCGGCGCUCACUCCCUCGCUCGCGGAGAUACGAAGCUGCACCAAACGUGAAAAAACGACAGAAAGAGUAACAAAGGGAGAAAGAGGAAGAGAAGGGUUGUGUGUUUUUCCGGCCUAGAUUAAUGCAAGUCAAACCUCAGAGAACAGCUCGAGCAAAGAGGAGAAACGAACUGAGACGAGAACCAGACGGAGAAAUGCAAUGCUUAUUAAUUACACCUCAGAGUCUUUCGAAUCUCUGCUGAAGGACCUAAAGAUACAUAUGUGACUCUUCCUGAUUUCCUGAAGCUUCAGACACCAACCUGCGUCCCUCAUAUCUGAAAAUAAUUAAUCAUAAGAUCUUCACUGAGGUACUGCAGUGUAACAGGAUGUGCCGUUUUCUCGUCGCUCUGGUCUUCUUGCUGGCUCUUGGAGCUGAGGUGAAACCUCUCAAUGCACAGGAGACAAACAUGACCAUGACAAGCAUUCACAACACAAUCUCUCCAGACGUGACUAGUGAAGGCCUUCUUUCUGUGUAUGAGGAAGCAAAUGUGACGGACAGAUCUCCUGAUACAAGGGAGUUUUUCAGCCAUCAAAAUUCUUAUAUAACAGCCUCUCCAACAAAUACAACCUCUCCAAUGCUUUCAAUUUCUCCAACACCUGCAACUUCUCCAACACUUACAACCUCUCCUACACUUACAACCUCUCAAGUGCUUUCAACUUCUCCAACACUUUCAACUUCUCAGACGCCUUCAAGCUCUCAGAUGCUUUCGAUCUCUCCAACCCUUCAGAACAUGUCAGAACAUCUGACAACUCUAGAGUCUACAAGCGUUCCUGUCUCAGCCAACAUGAUGACAUAUGACAGCUCCACUCCAGUUGCACCUGAAUCUACGUCUCAGCCUGAACAGGAGCAAACCACUACAAUUACCAUCACCACCACUGAACCUCCUCUGACCCAAUCACCAUCUCCAACCAUUCCUGAUUCAUUAACUAUAAGCACAAAACCUAUAGUUUUUACACCUACUUCUGCUUCUGAUGAGGAUGUGAAGACCACUAAGAUCUUACCAGCAACCACACCCUCAACAAUUGCCACAACCGCAGAUACCAUCACCAACAUCCAGGACAAGAUGACCAGCGGCCAAAAUGAUUUCAGCAUAAAUACUGAGGAGACGGGGUCCACUUACAACACCAGUGGAAGUGUGGUUGGAGUCGAUAGCAGUAAAGAAGAAUCCAGAAAAGGACCUAACUGGCUGAUCGUUGGCGUCAUAGCGCUGUUCGUUUGCUGCAUCAUUACAAUUAUUUGCGUCACAGUCGUGGUCAUCAAACGCAGGAAGCAAAGCGGCAAGCAGAGCUUUGGAUUUGCGAAUGGACAGAGGUCCAAGAAGAAGAAAGCAACAGAGAACGAUGUCUGGGCGGGGCCUGUGAGAUUAGGAGGCGUUGACUGUGAGACAUCAGAAAUAGACGACACCCAUGGAGAGGAGAAGGUGGGCGGGGUGGAGACGACGGGUCUCAUCACUUUCAACACUGUAGAGGAGAACGGUGGAGUGGGACGGCCGGGGUCACCUGAAGUCAAUAAGUGGGAGGAGAAAGAACCUCUGCUGUACAUCGACGAGGAAGGGAAGGAGAAAGGAAAAGAAAAGGAGGCGGGAAAGAGCGAGGACGCUGAAGAAGGAAAGUCCGAGGUGAAGGAGGUGGAGCCUGACAAAGGAGAAACGUUCUGUCUCACCACUGCCGUGUAAAGUCUCCACCCACUUUCCCACAAACUGAGAAACCUAGGAAGUUUCCAGAUCUUUCCAGAUUAUUGAUUAUUUCAUCAGUAGAUAAUCAUUUAGAAUUAUUUUUAUAAUGUAAUUAUUACUUUAU